Molecule: messenger RNA, 1879 nt
Organism: Carassius carassius (crucian carp)
Lineage: Eukaryota; Metazoa; Chordata; Actinopteri; Cypriniformes; Cyprinidae
Gene: oxct1a
Product: 3-oxoacid CoA transferase 1a
Exons: 17
Coding region: 167-1747 (526 amino acids)
Biological process (GO): ketone body catabolic process
Cellular component (GO): mitochondrion
Molecular function (GO): succinyl-CoA:3-oxo-acid CoA-transferase activity
Source: RefSeq, a predicted model, not a curated record
GAAUGAUUCGGAAGUCGCUAGAUGGUGGUCAGAGGGUUAAAUGCAAAUAAGCAAUUCGAGCCCCCGACACUCCUUUGCUUACUAUAUCUCCGCCUAUCUGAGAUCACCGAGGGCAUACUGUCACCAUAUUUCACUGUACACAAAAUUAGGCCUUUAAUUUGCAGACAUGGCGACUCUAAAAGCGCUAUCUAGAUUGGAGAGUGUGAUCAUCAGGAACGUGACAGCGACGAUCAAGACGAACAUCUCGCGAUUAUCCGUUGGCAAGCAGACAUGUGGCUGUUACUUUUCCACUUCAAAUCAACGGUCCCGACAGUUUUAUUCAGACCCCCUUGAAGCAGUCAAAGAUAUUCCUAAUGGAGCGACUAUUCUUGUGGGAGGUUUUGGCCUGUGCGGUAUUCCAGAAAAUCUGAUCAACAGUUUGCUUAAGACAGGAGUUAAGAGCCUGACUGCAGUCAGCAAUAAUGCAGGAGUGGAUGACUUUGGCCUGGGCCUGCUCCUUCGGACUAAACAGAUCCGGCGUAUGAUCUCAUCAUAUGUUGGGGAGAAUGUGGAGUUUGAGAGGCAGUAUCUCAGUGGUGAGCUGGAGGUGGAAUUGACCCCACAGGGCACGCUAGCAGAGCGGAUCAGGGCUGGAGGCGCAGGUGUGCCUGCCUUCUUCACUGCCACAGGCUAUGGCACACUCAUCCAAGAGGGAGGCUCACCUAUCAAAUACAACAAGGACGGCACCAUUGCCAUCGCAAGUGAACCCAGAGAGGUGCGUGAAUUUAAUGGCCGACACUAUAUCAUGGAAAAAUCCAUCACGGGCGACUUUGCGCUGGUCAAAGCCUGGAAAGCGGACAGAGCUGGGAAUGUCAUCUUCAGGAAAACAGCACGAAACUUCAACCAGCCCAUGUGCAAGGCAGCCAAGAUCACAAUUGUGGAGGUGGAGGAGAUUGUAGAUGUGGGCACGUUUGCAGCAGAAGACAUCCACAUCCCCAGCAUCUAUGUCCACAGGAUUGUCAAGGGAGAUAGCUACGAGAAGCGGAUCGAGAGGCGUACAGUAAAGAAAGGCCAGGCUGAAAAUCCCAAACUUAAGAAAGACUCUGAUAUUGUGAGAGAGAGGAUUAUUCGCAGAGCUGCGCUGGAGUUUGAGGAUGGGAUGUAUGCUAACCUGGGCAUCGGAAUCCCCAUGCUGGCCAGUAAUUUCAUUAAACCAGAUAUUACUGUCCACCUGCAGAGUGAAAAUGGCAUUCUGGGGCUGGGCCCUUACCCAACAGAGGAAGAAGUUGAUCCAGAUCUCAUCAACGCUGGUAAAGAAACUGUCACAGUUCUUCCUGGAGCCGCUUAUUUCUCUAGCGACGAUUCCUUUGCCAUGAUCAGAGGGGGUCAUAUCAACUUGACCAUGUUAGGAGCCAUGCAGGUAUCCAAGCAUGGAGAUCUGGCCAACUGGAUGAUUCCGGGUAAGAUGGUGAAGGGCAUGGGAGGGGCUAUGGAUUUAGUGGCCAGUGCUGGAACUAAAGUGGUUGUUACAAUGGAGCACUCUGCUAAGGGUGGCAAACACAAGAUUCUGGAGAAGUGCAAUCUGCCUCUGACCGGAAAACAGUGUGUGGACCGUAUAAUCACAGAAAAGGCUGUAUUCGAUGUGGACAAGGACAAAGGUUUAACCCUGACUGAGGUUUGGGAGGGUCUGACACCAGAUGACAUUAAGAAAUGCACAGGGACUGACUUUGAGGUCUCUCCUAACUUGAAACCAAUGCAGCAGAUUUAAUGGUUUUAGAAAAAUGCUUAAGGCUGUUUAGACAUCUGAUGGAAACCACACACUUGUUAAAUCCCCCAUGCAAAUCCUUUUAGGGCUUCAACUGAGGAAAUGUCACUGAAGCAUGUUCAAAACAACAAAUAU